Hemicordylus capensis (graceful crag lizard) is the source of this 1358-nucleotide messenger RNA. RefSeq names its product non-homologous end joining protein Ku-like. The record is from RefSeq and is a predicted model, not a curated record. Bases 558 to 1175 code for a protein of 205 amino acids. The transcript has 2 exons. NCBI's taxonomy places the organism in Eukaryota, Metazoa, Chordata, Lepidosauria, Squamata, Cordylidae.
GUUAGUUAGUGUAGGAGCUCGUCGAUGAAGCUCCUACACUGCAGUGCUGCUUGGGCGGCAGCGUGUCUGGGCUUCGGCCCUGGUUUGGCCCCAUUAGAGGUCGUUGGUGUGUGUGUGUGCUUGGACACAGGUGGGGGUUGGGCUCAUAGCUGGGUGGGCUUGGUUGGCAGCAUUAGCCGCGUGGGCCACCUUCCUCUCCCCCUCUUUGAGGGAUUGGCUAGCCCUGUAGGGCUUUAUCAUUUGGGUGGGCAUUGUCAGCAGCAAUUUUAAGGGGCCCCCUGGCAGUGGGUGGCCUGGCUGGGCCUUUUCAACAGUUAAUGGCCCCCUGGUGGUUAGUGUUCAUGUCCCCCUGGUGGUGGUAGGCCUGGUUUGUCCUUUUCAACAGUUAUCAGCCCCCUGGUGGUGGGUGGCUGGCUGGGCUUUUUCAGCAAAGUGUUCACGUCCCCCUGGUGGCGACAGGCCUGGUUUGGCUUUUUUUCUGCAGAGUGGUUGACGGCCCCCUGGUGGCUGGGACUGAGUUUUUUCUGCUUAUUACUGGGUUGAUUUUACUAAGGCAGAUGCCUAAGAAAGCCAAAGGUAAGACUGGUGGGUGGCCUAUUCGUCAGCCCAAGUGGCCUGCUCCUCCCUCCUCCUCAUCGGAUGAUGAGGAUGACGAAAUGGUCCUUAUUCGGGGGUUGAUUAACCAGAUGGAAGCUUUAGAGAAAGUCAAGGCCACUCCCUCUGAUAAGGGUGCUGGCCCGUCAGGCGCACUCAAGAAGGUUCCUCGGUACACUUGUGGGGCUGCUAGGACGCACUUACUAAAAUCUAUUUCCGACAGGUUGGAAGCGCUGGAGGGGGAUGAGGGCCCAUCUAGCCCUGUUGUUCCUGCUGAUCCAGAGGAUCCUAGAUUGGCGGUUCCUGGCGCUCCUGUUCCGGUGGUCCCUCUGCCCGCGGCUCCAGUGUUGCCAGGGCCUUCGGAUCCGCCGACACCUACUGCACCGGGUGCUGGUGGGGCAGCGGCCCCAAUGCAGAUCCUUGUUUGUGGCCAUUCGUUGGUCUUUUGGGCGUUUGAGAGCCAGCACCUCUCAGUGGGGCACCCAGCUUGGAUUGGGGAAGUGUGCCUCUGUUUAUUGGUUGGGUAUGCAGGGUAUGGUUUGGAGCCAGUUGCUCCCUGCCAUUUGGGAUCAUAUAGCUAGGUUCUCUAGCCCCAAUUUCAUCGUUGUCCAUUUAGGUGAAAAUGAUCUUGGCAAGCAAACUGGCCUCUCACUUAUUCAGCAAGCCUCCUCUGAUUUUUCUGUUUUGAAGGGCUGGAUUCCUGGUGUUCACAUCCUUUGGAUUAGCUGGCUGCAAUGCAGGGUUUGGAGGGGGGUGCAGAAUGU